Macrosiphum euphorbiae (potato aphid) is the source of this 420-nucleotide messenger RNA. Lineage: Eukaryota; Metazoa; Arthropoda; Insecta; Hemiptera; Aphididae. The record is from the annotation of a GenBank genome assembly.
AUGGAUGAUGUAAACGACUCCGAUAAUGAGAUUACCACAGAUAUAACAACACCAACAUCAACAUCAAAUCUAAAUCUAAAUCCAGAAAGGUGGUUGAAUAUUCAAUCAAGUAGUCAUGCAGAAGACAACCUAACAGGAGAAAACCCAAUCAUCCCUAGAGAGAAUGCGACUCCAGAGUCUAUAGUUAUAGUUCCAACCAAACUAUCUUUAACUACUGUUUUUAAUGAUAUUAUAAAGUGGCCAGUACAACCCGUAUCUAAAACAACCAGAAAAAAAGAAUAUACACCUAGUGUAAUAACGUCAGACAAGUGGGUUGAAUUCCAUGAAAUUAAAUUGAAUGAAAAAAAGAAAAAAAAGAAAUUAGCAGCAUUUGAAAAAAAAAAAGUUAGAGAGAAAGAAAAUAGAAAGGGCACAAAUUAA